CCGAACACGAGAGUUCGACUCGGUAGGAAAAAUUACCACCAGCUCCCAGAAGUGCUGCGAAUCAAGUGUUUUAAAUGUUGAUGUGCAACAUCCAGAGUGAAAUCACAGGAAUACUGAUAAUCCUGUGUGAUUAAGUGACAGUGACAUUACCCCUAAAAACUCCAAUCAACAAAUUAAAAUUCAUCCCCAACCACCGGGAAUUAUAAAUAAUCAUUGAUCAAGUUGUUUAAUUAAGAAGGAUACACUAGGAUAAUUAAGGUUUACGUCACUGGAGAUUCUGAAUGGAUAUAAGUUGAACGGUUUCAGUGGAUCGGAGAAUUCUGUUCGGGGAUUGAUUGGUUUUUAAAUAAAUAAUGCCUCGACCGUCGCGAGAUACUUAUGGUGACCAGAAACCACCGUAUUCUUAUAUCUCCCUUACGGCCAUGGCUAUAUGGUCAUCUAGAGAUAAAAUGCUGCCACUUGCGGAAAUUUAUAAAUUCAUUGCGGAUAGAUUUCCGUAUUAUCGGAAAGAUACGAGGAGAUGGCAGAACUCGUUGCGCCAUAAUUUGUCAUUCAACGAUUGCUUUAUUAAGGUACCAAGGGGUCCUCACCGUCCUGGAAAAGGUGCAUACUGGGCCCUCCACCCAGCGGCCCUAUCAAUGUUCGAAAACGGUUCCCUGCUGAGACGUCGCAAACGCUUCAAGCUCCACAAGCCUGACAAAGAGCUGCUGAAGUCAGAAUUACAGGCGCUAGCAUCAUCAAUGCCACCACCGCACUCAGAGCCACCAGGUGUAUCAGCCCCAGUGUCAAGUACCACAGGAAGCCUGAACGCAGCAAAUCUCCACAGACUCCGUGAGGACCUCCUCCGAUGGGAGAUGCAGGAGAGGAGAAUGAUGGUAGCAUCAACGGGUGGAUCAGGUGGUUUUGGUCUUGAAGCAACAGCGGAAACAGCAUCAAGCUACUAUCUCCUGUCAGCAGAGGCAAGACAACGCCUGAGUAACGGCCCAAUCGCUGAUCCAACGGAAGUCGCAAGACCAUACGACACAUCCCUCCUGCAAAAUGGCACCUGGUCCUUCUCAACAUUCAAUGGUACCUACAUGAGUCACCUUCCCGCUUAUCUCCAGUCCUCCAGACAAUCGCUUCUCACAUCAGAAAUGCCGGACAAUCGAGCAAUUUGCACGCGUAUUCCACCGAUGGAGAGUGGCUCAGCCGUCGGUUCACCACGUGACAUCCCCUACGACAUCUACAGAGACAGGUUGUACGAUGACGAACAAUCCCCAACAUUACCCUCGAAAAUCUAUCGACCACCCGACAUUGUCUUCGGUUCGAGCUCAUCACCGAGAUUAUCACCGAGUUAUGCUGAUGGUACUGAUGUCGCUGGUAUUGAUCAGAAUACACCAAGAACCUCACCCUCACUCGAGGCAACUGUUUUACCUCUCUCCCAUCAAACAAACAGUCACAAAAAAGCCAAAAAACCGUUCACUAUUGAGAAUAUUAUUGCACCAGAUGAUGAUGACGAUGAGGAUAAGGAUAGAGUCAAGGAGCAUGAGGAUAUUAGGAAUAGUGAGACUGCACUGUUGAUACCAAGACCACUCUAUGCUGGAUACUCUAUCACUGCCUCCAGGCCCUAUGGAACUGCAACCUGAAAAUACAAGGUUUUUUUUCUUCUGUCUUGUGCAGGUCAUACGGCUUCACUUCAGGCCGGUACUAUUCCUCUUAUUCUCAUUAUCGCAAUUUUUCCGCCAAGUUUUAACUUUAGUUUUUGCGCCACCUGAGAGGGACAUGUUCAAUCAAUGCAUAAUAACCUGACAAUUUGAUUAUUUAUUGUCAAUUGAAGAUGUCAAUUGAAUUAUUAAAAAUUCGUGCAGUUGCAUUGAUAAUUAAUGAUUGUUGUCCUUGGCUGAUGAUGUCCGACUGAUAAUGAUUGAGUGAAAAUUGUUGUAAUUUUAAAAGGGAGACGAUAAAUUGAUUGAAUUCGGGGAAUUAUCCGUGUCCUCGAAUUAAUUCAUUCGCUCAAAUGAUUUUAUUAGGAAUUCAGAUACACUGAGAGAAAUAUUCAAUAAAAAUUACGUGUAUUUUCCGUAAUUCUGGAGCGAAAUGUGGUUGUCGGAAAUUUUACGGAACUGUCACGUAAUUUUUAUCUAAAGUCACGGAAUUUUUCCGCGGUGUUCCAUAAUUUUUAUCUGAAUUAUCGGUGAAAAAUAACGAUACCGUCACUUAAAUUUUUCGAAUCAACACCGUAAUCGGUAAGUGAACUGAAAAUUCCGUAAUUUUUA
This is a messenger RNA of Fopius arisanus, 2255 nucleotides long. RefSeq names its product defective pharyngeal development protein 4. Gene Ontology annotation, molecular function: RNA polymerase II cis-regulatory region sequence-specific DNA binding; DNA-binding transcription factor activity, RNA polymerase II-specific. Gene Ontology annotation, biological process: cell differentiation; regulation of transcription by RNA polymerase II; anatomical structure morphogenesis. Lineage: Eukaryota; Metazoa; Arthropoda; Insecta; Hymenoptera; Braconidae. The record is from RefSeq and is a predicted model, not a curated record.